Messenger RNA from Neoarthrinium moseri, 609 nucleotides. RefSeq lists its product as uncharacterized. The record is from RefSeq and is a predicted model, not a curated record. The coding region runs from base 1 to 609 and encodes 202 amino acids. Lineage: Eukaryota; Fungi; Ascomycota; Sordariomycetes; Amphisphaeriales; Apiosporaceae. The transcript is spliced from 4 exons.
AUGAUAGAUGAGGUUAGACGGUUAGGAAAUGAGUUUGAAACAUACGAUGUUGAGGCUUUACUGGCGGCGACCCAGGCCUCCAUACUUUACAUUCUCCUUCAAGCACAAUAUGCUUCGUACCUUUCGCAAGAUGACAUCGCAUUCAUGGUAAAUACCCUUGGCGACAUGAUGACCAAACUACACCUCUCGACAGUGUAUCAGUCUGAUAUCCACCGAAUAAAAACUUUGACCCAACGAGAAUGGGCGUUGUAUGAAAGCAUCAGAAGAGCGGCAAACCUGCUCUUCGUCCUCGAAACACUUUUAGAUGUCAUCAUAGGCCAUCGCGAGGUUCCAGAUUGCCCUGGCUUUGGUGCCGUUCCUUUGCCGUGCUCAAGAGACCUCUGGAAUUACGAGCGCAAAGACGCAUGGCCGCAUCGACUCAAGCGUGAUACAGCGUCCCGUACAAGCGGUAAGACGUUGACGAUCGGUGACCUCAUCAAGAGCAGCCAGUCGACCUUCAGUUCUGAUCCAGGGGACCGAGACAGUGGACUUCUUGGAGAAGCGGCUAAAUGGGGUGAAAGGGUCGAUGAAUUCGGCAGCCUCGUGUGGAUGGCUAUCACAUUGAAUUGA